AUGUCUCAGGCUUCUCAACACCGGUUUUUCCCAGCUCCCAAGAAGAAGAAGAAGACCCCAAAUACUCAGCAAACACCAGCCAAAAAAGCUUUGACUCAAAUCACAAACCUGAGUCGAAGUCAGCCAUUGGGAUUGCAAUCCCAAAGCCAAGGCACCCCAAAUUGUUCUCUGUGCAAUCAAACUAAGUGCCGGAUAAGCGAGCGUCAUAAGUCUGGACCUGAGGAACCUCUGUUGAAGCAGACUAAAACCACGACUAAAAUAACCAAACCGCAACCGAAGAAAGCUUCUGCACCCAAGAAGCCAAUCGCUAAAGGUCAAGGUAACGAGAAGCAAGCAAGACAACUCUCUUCCCCUCCUAUUCCUCCCCCUCUCACACCUCCUUUGCCUUGCCGAGGGCCCAAUGCAUCCCGACCUUGUGAUCUGCACAAUUUAUUUAGCCUUCCCGGCCCUAUUGAGCUGAUUUCAAUCAACAUUGCAACCGUUCCAAUCUUGACGAUCAUCACAUUGCUAUGGGCCAAUGAAUAUGCACUUGUGACACUGGCUCUAUCAAACCGUCAACAGAUGACUACGCUCCACAACGACAUCACCCGUCAGAUUACCAAAAUCCAAGAAGCUGUAACCGCACAUGGAGGAGGUAAUGGCUCUUCAGCAGCAGCGACCCCGUGGCUUGGCAAAGAAGACGCAUGCUCCAAUAGAUACCGGCAUGCGUUCGCAAUCUUGUGUUUGGCUGAAGACCAAGAUGUAUUUGGAAACAAACAUACGCUGGAAGACCUCAGACCCCUCACUUGUUUCCCAAUACCUAACGAAAUCGCAAUUGCGGACGUCAUGCAACACCUCAAGGAAACCUUUGACAACAAGGUACCCGAAGAGCAGAGACUUCAUCAAACUACGAUAACAGCCACAAGCAACAAGGUACCUGAACAAACGUCGAUCACAGCCACAAAGAAGCAAGGAGCUCGGGUUGAAGAUGAAAAUGAGGAUGUGGAUGUGGAAGAUGAAGAUGAAGAUGAAGAAGUGGAAGAUGAAGAAGAAGAAGAAGAAGUGGAAGAUGAAGAAGAAGAAGAAGAAGUGGAAGAUGAAGAAGAAGAAGAAGAAGUGGAAGAUGAAGAAGGGUCUGAUGACAAAGAAUGA
This is a messenger RNA of Melampsora larici-populina 98AG31, 1131 nucleotides long. RefSeq lists its product as uncharacterized. The record is from RefSeq and is a predicted model, not a curated record. The transcript is spliced from 5 exons. Bases 1 to 1131 code for a protein of 376 amino acids. NCBI's taxonomy places the organism in Eukaryota, Fungi, Basidiomycota, Pucciniomycetes, Pucciniales, Melampsoraceae.